ACUUGACGCGCGCAUGUGUAGGGGAGAUGUGACAUUUGAAUUUAGCUUUGAGACAAGAAUUAAGAAAGUUUGGUAGCAUAAACAUUUUAGUGAAAAUGUCUGGACGAGGAAAUUUAUUGUCUUUAUUUCAUAAAAUGACCGAGACUGCCGAAGUUUCUCAAUCUACUCAAGAGCAUACCAACGUAAGGGAAUUAUAUGCUGAGCCCUCUGCUUUGAGGGAAGAAUAUCAAAGAACUGCCAAAAACACAACUACAAUUGAUCUUGCGGCAUCUUGUAAUGGUCUUAGCAUUUCAAAUGGAAGGGGGCGUGCAAAUUUACUGCAUUUUUUUAAAAACGAUUCCUAUAAAAUACAAAAUGAAAAAAACAAAUCUGACCUCUCAUCAUCGUUAGAAGGACUCGCAAGUCAAGAUCAAAACAAAAUAUGUACUCUAAAAGAAAGUACUGAUUUAAAUAGUGAUAUUAACAAAAAUAUUAAUCCAAGCAUUUUAGGAAGUGAGUUUUUUUGUCCUAACACAAUUUACGGCACGAAAGGAUCGUUGGUUAAUUUGUCGUGUAAUUACAUAAGUCUAAGGUCAGACCCAAUGAAGGGAAUUUAUCUCUAUGAAGUACGAUUCAGUCCUGCUGUUGAUUCACUUCAUCUAAGGAUGAAGUAUUUAAAUGAACAUAAUAAAAAAUUCGGAGACAUUAAAGCCUUUGAUGGAACUACUCUAUACCUACCGAUUUUAUUGCAAAGCGAAUUGACAACUUUUAUUUCGAAAAGUUUUGAUAAUAAAGACAUUGAAAUAAGGAUUCUGUUUAAAAAAAAAGAGUCCCUUAAAAAUUGUAAACAGUUAUACAACAUAUUAUUUGAUCGAGUCAUGAAAACUCUAAAUUAUGUUAAAUUUGAUAGAAAGCAAUUUGAUCCAUCACGCCCGAAAAUAAUUCCAACAGCCAAGCUUGAAGUUUGGCCAGGUUACGUAACUGCUGUAGAUGAAUACGACGGUGGCUUAAUGCUCUGCUGCGAUGUAUCCCAUCGUUUGCUUUGUCAAAGAACGGUAUUGGAUAUGCUAGUAGAGAUAUAUCAAAAUAACAAGAGCAAUUACCAAGACAAAGCAAAAAAUUAUUUUGUUGGAAGUGUAAUUAUAACACGCUAUAAUAAUCGCACUUAUAGGAUUGAUGAUAUAUGUUUUUCACAAAACCCAUGUUCACAAUUUGAAACAAGAAUGGGAUCUAACAGUUACAUGGAUUACUACAAGAAUUACCAUAAUAUUACAAUUAAAGACGCCAAACAGCCAUUACUUAUUAGCUUAAAACAAUCAAAAAAAUAUUCGUUUUCUAAUACAGGAAACAUACAAUUUUGUUUAAUUCCGGAACUUUGUUAUCUUACCGGACUCCACGAUGAAAUUCGGGCCGACAAAAAACUAAUGCGUGAGAUUGCAACUUUUACUAGUGUAACGCCGAAUCAACGUAUAAUAGCGCUUAAUAAAUAUUUAAAAAAUGUAUCUGAAAACGAUGAUGCUCGAAAAAUUCUUGAAAACUGGGGAUUAUCGCUACAAAAAAACAAUGAUAAUAUAGUCGGUCGGAGAAUCGGUGCAGAGCUAAUUUAUUUUGCAAAACAAUGCGUAUCAGCUGGAUUGAGUGCAGAAUUUUCCAAAGAUGCGGUAAGGAACGAAAUGCUGGAAAUUGUUCAUUUAAACAAUUGGGUAAUGAUUCAUCACAAAAAUGAUUUAAAAGCUGCUAAAUCAUUUUUACAUAAUAUGCAGCGUUGCUGUGAAGCUUUUGGAAUGAACAUUCGUAAGCCAAAUAUUAUUUCUUUAGAAAAUGAUCGAAUAGACAUUUAUGUCGAUGCCUUACGUCGAAAUAUUUCCACCCAAACCCAAAUAGUCGUAUGUAUAUGUCAUACUAGCAGAGAUGACAGGUAUAGUGCCAUUAAAAAAAUAUGCUGUUCUGAGAUACCAGUGGCUUCGCAGGUAAUAAACUCAAAAACCUUAUCCAACGAAACAAAAAAUCGAUCUAUUGUUCAAAAGAUUAUUUUGCAAAUGAAUUGCAAAAUGGGAGGAUCAUUGUGGACUGUAAAAAUACCCUUUAAGAAUGUAAUGAUCUGUGGAAUAGACUCCUAUCAUGAUCCAUAUCAAAAGUGUAAUUCUGUGGCCGCAUUUGUAGCUUCGCUUAACUCAUCAUAUACUCAAUGGUUUAGUAAGGCUGCUAUACAAUCUGAAAAGGAAGAAAUUGUUAAUGGACUAACAUCAUCUUUUGAAGCUGCCCUAGAGUGCUAUAAGAUCCGAAAUGGUUAUCUUCCUGACAAUGUAAUUAUUUACAGAGAUGGAGUUGGAGAUGGCCAAUUAAAUUUGUGUGCCAUGUACGAAAUUCCACAAUUCGAAAGAGUGUGUGGUAAAAAUAUGAAAAUUACCUAUUUAGUAAUUCAAAAACGUAAUAAUACUAAAUUCUUUUUGAAUAAUGACAACAUAUAUGAAAAUCCAUUACCGGGGACAGUAGUUGAUAAAUACAUCACUAGAUCACACAUGUAUGAUUUUUUUUUGGUUUCACAAGCGGUACGCCAUGGUACAGUAAGCCCCAUGCAUUUCAUUGUUCUACGUGACGAUUCUAAUUAUGGACCAGAUAUUAUACAAAAAUUAAGUUAUAAAUUAUGUUAUUUGUAUUAUAACUGGCCUGGAACUGUGCGGAUUCCUGCAUGUUGUAUGGCAAAAGGAAGCGUGACAGAUCCCAUACAUUUUUUUUAAUUAAUUGUAAAGCACAAUACGCAUUUUGAAGUCAUAGAAUUUUCUUAUCGAUAAUGUGGCUUCAUCUAUUUAACGUAUCUUGAAUGCUCUUAGUGGAUUACUCCGAGCUAUUUGAUUGAACCGUUGAAGUUAGUACAUUGCCGGGCUUACAAUACUCCAAAAAUAUAUGACGUUCUGUUAAAGUCUUGAAUUCCUUCUAGUCGGGAGCAGCUAAACUCUGUUGCACCAUAAGUGAAGUGGCUUUGUUUCCCAUCAUCAAAUUGUCAAUCAUUAAUAUAUGUUAUAUUCAAAUUUAUGCAUAUUAUAAAUAUACAAUUCUGCACUAAUA
Messenger RNA from Drosophila hydei, 3048 nucleotides. RefSeq names its product protein argonaute-3. Gene Ontology annotation, molecular function: protein binding; piRNA binding. The transcript has 8 exons. The record is from RefSeq and is a predicted model, not a curated record. NCBI's taxonomy places the organism in Eukaryota, Metazoa, Arthropoda, Insecta, Diptera, Drosophilidae. Gene Ontology annotation, cellular component: P granule. Gene Ontology annotation, biological process: regulatory ncRNA-mediated gene silencing. The coding region runs from base 96 to 2720 and encodes 874 amino acids.